This is a messenger RNA of Brugia malayi, 3000 nucleotides long. RefSeq lists its product as uncharacterized. The transcript is spliced from 25 exons. Bases 1 to 3000 code for a protein of 999 amino acids. The record is from RefSeq and is a predicted model, not a curated record. Gene Ontology annotation, biological process: snRNA 3'-end processing. Lineage: Eukaryota; Metazoa; Nematoda; Chromadorea; Rhabditida; Onchocercidae. Gene Ontology annotation, cellular component: integrator complex.
AUGAAUAAUUUGAAUUUUCUUCGUGAAGAACCACCAUUAAAUUGGCUAGAUUAUUUUGUUGAUCGAAAGAAAUUUGGAAAAUUUUUAGAAGCUGAAAGAUCAGAUUCCAAGCAGCUAUCUGCAUUGGCAAAUCAGUUCACAGAUCAGGCUGUGUCAAUUGAUAAAGAAUGUGAUAUGUUGAUACGAAAAGAAUACGACGAAGAAGAUCUAGCAUAUAACCGAUGUAAAUCAUCUCAGUUAUGGAUCUGUGCUUUAUCAUGUUUUGCAUCAGUCAACUGGAAUCUUGACCUUAUGAAGCAGUGUUGUAAUAUUAUAUCCAUGAAAGCUCUUAUGAAUCGAUUGGUAGCAUUUUGUUAUCCGACGAAAACUAUAAAUUCGAAUGAAGACGUAUUAUCGGUGUUGAUAGAAAUUCAUACAGCAUCAAAAAUUGAAUUUGAGAAGCCCGAGCAACUUUUUGCAUGUUGGUUAUAUGCUACAUGGUUACUUAAAGUAGAUGUUGAUGGUCGCUUUCCUGAAACUGUUGCAAAACCAACUGUUAGCAAUCCGCUAAAUCAAUUUGAUGCGAAUCUUAUGCAAGCGGAACAAUUCAAAAAUUGUAUUACUGAUUUACGAAGAAGUGCUGAAGGUGCAGAAAAGCUUUUGAAAAGAAUGUUAGAAAGUAGUCGCAAAGUACAUAUGGUUGUACCUACAAAAGAAUGCUUUUUGGAAGCUUUAUCAAAGGAACCAAAUUUAUCCACUGAUAAUAUUUUAAAUUUUGGUAACAUGCGAAUCGCUUCGGUUCCAGUCCUUAAUUUUCAAACAAAUAACAGACGAUUAGAUUACAAUUUUUGGACAAUGACGGUUUUAUAUUCAUUAAUGUGCAAUCAUUUCGCUGCCGGUAAAGUACAAGAAGUAAGAAAUAACUUAGAAAAGAUUGUAAAAAAUUGGCCAAAAUAUAAGAAAUUUCAUAUGGAUAAUGUUGUGUUUGGAAUAAAUGAAAAUGAUUUAGCCGGUUACUGUGACGCUUAUGGCAUCACAUAUUCAUAUUGUUUUUCUGUUCCACGUUCUCAAAAUGAAUUAAUGUUUGGAACAAUCAAUGAAAAGACAUUAGAUAUUUUGGAUAGUUAUUCAUUGGUACAUCGAUUGGAAUGUCAAAGGAUUGCUUGUACAUCAGAGUCUGCCCUCGUAAAUGAUAUUUUAGCUGAAAAUAUUAUUUCGGAAUAUUGCAAUGGUUUUCCGGCUACUUUAAGCACAUUAACGAAAUUGGCAGCAAACAAACCAGUUAUUUCUCGUUUGAUUACGACUUGUUUGCGUUUGGUGAAAAGAAAUUCACAAGCACAGCUAAUAAAGGAAGUGACACAGUUUUUAUCUACAAAAAUACCGAAUUUUGUGGAAGAAUUUAAAAAUGUGAAUCCUGAUUGUGAAUACCUUAGAUAUCUCAGAGACAUUUCGCGACAGCCAGUACAUCCUUUGCCAAACGUUGCUGCCAUUAAAGAGUUUUUAAAUGGUGGUACAGAUGUUUGGCGUUUGAUUAUUUCGUUUGAUAUGAAUGAAAUAAAAUCCUUAUUUGCAAAAAUGACUGGAAAAAUGACUGUUCCUCGUCGUUUUCGAAUUAGCAGAAUGAUUGGUGAUGUUAUGUCAGCAGCUGCUUCACAAGGAAAUUUUGAACACAUAAAUCUAAUGUUAGGCAAAUUAGAGCAACUAGCAGUUAUUGGGGAUGGAACACAAUGGCGUACAUUUUGCAAUGAAUGUGUGAAAGAAAUGGGACCAUUAGGAAAAAUUCAGGAAAUACAAGUGCGAUUUGCUUUUGAUGCUGUUCGAGUUCAGUUAGAAUGUUGGCAUGCGCGAUUUUCGAGAGUAUCGAGUAAUCCUCAGUUUGUUCACGUUACUCAAACACUGAAUUCAACAGUGAAAGCAUUAAUACAGUCAUCCAUGACGAGUCCCGUAACAAUGGGAAAAAUGAUGCUUCAUACAGUGACAUUUUUUAUCAAUACUAGCGAAUGGGAUUUUUUGUUGCGUUCUUUUGUUAAAUUGAAAAGUCCAUUCUUGGAUGCAGCUAAAAUGAUCGCUGCUUAUAUGACAAGUAAUGAUCCAACAGUUGCUCGUCAAAUUGUCGAAGGUCCCUGGUGGCAUGUUAUGAAUUCAACUUUUCAGGAUCUUUCAUCGAAUAGUAAAAGACGAAAUGAUGGAUCAUUAGUGCGUGAGCAAACGAAGCAGCUUCUGACAAGAGUACAAUUUUUGGAUAUGUUACGACUCAUCAAAGAAUAUCGAACUAUAUCCUUCCUGAUUAGCUUUCUUGGUAAAAUGUUUGGUGCAGCUAAAAAUGUGGUAAAAAUGAGGAAAGAAUGUGAUGGACAAGAAAUGAAUAAAGAUAUAUUUAUUGAACAUCCUGACUACUGGCAGUCUAAUUUUGAAAAAAAAGGAACUGAUGAUGAAUUUUGCUUCAAUUUACCUUUUUUAACAGAAUGUCUUGAUACGGUAUUCAAGAAUGCACUAAUUGUCAAUCCGAUAAAUGCAUUCUGGUUGCGAUCCUAUGCUGAUUUUUGCUAUGCUUGCGAUAAAUUUGCUGAUGCUUUGGUUCUUUAUAUGGAGGCAUGUGUAGCUUGCAGUGAUUCAUUGAUGAGACCUCUUCCUGAUAAUGUUGUUGAUGAUACGAUGUGGCUCAAAGUUCAGCGAUGUUUACGAAUGAAUGGCGCUGAAACUCUGAGUACCUUAAUUUGUCAACUUAUGCGUAAUCCUGUCGAACGUUACGUUCCAACAGCAUCUUCUUUACUGGAAACUCAGGGUGAUACACUGGAUGCUUGUACAGCCUAUUUUCCACUUAUAAGUGAUAUCAAUUUGGCUGAAUUCAUGAGUGAUGUAUACGAAAAGCUUCAUCUUCAUAAAAAAGAGCAACUGCUGUUACGAGCAAUUUCAGUACCAGAGAUAAAUUCUCACAAUAUGAGCCAACUUGAAAAAUUUCGAAGACGUGAACGAUUUUUACUUGUUCUUUGUGCUUAUGUAUUCAGGAUACAUUGUUGA